CUGCCGUUACUCUGGGUCUGGAGAGGCUAACAAAUCAAGAAUGAAGCUCCUUUUUGUGGCUGCCUUUGCACUCUUUGUGCUCUCUACAUUUGACAAGGCUGACUCCUCAGCUUAUGACAAAAUUGUUGCCCACAGUCGCAUCAGGGCCAGAAAAGAAGGACCCAAUGUCUGCGCUCUCCAGCAAGUCAUGGGGACCAAGAAGAAGUACUUUAGCACUUGUCGUAAUUGGUACCAAGGGGCCAUCUGUGGAAAGAAAGCGACUGUGCUUUAUGAAUGCUGCCCAGGUUACAUGAAGCUGGAUGGCAUGCGUGGUUGCCCUGCAGUGGCCCCAAUUGACAAUGUCUAUGGUACCUUGGGUAUGGUGAAGGCCACCUCAACCCAGAAUUACGCUGACAUUUCUAAGCUAAGGCCUGAGAUUGAGGGAUCUGGCUCCUUCACCUUCUUUGCCCCCAGCAAUGAGGCCUGGGAGAAUUUGGAUGAGACAGUGAGGAGCGCACUUGUCAGCAACGUGAACAUUGAACUGUACAAUGCUCUGCAUUAUCACAUGGCCAACAAACGCUUCUUAACUAAAGAUUUAAAGAAUGGAAUGACAGUCACCUCCAUGUAUAAUGACCUUGGCCUCCAAAUUAACCAUUAUUCCAAUGGGGUGGUGACUGUGAACUGUGCCAGGAUUAUCUAUGGCAACCAGGUUGCAACCAAUGGAGUUGUGCACGUCAUUGACCGCGUUAUCAGCGCUGUUGGAAGCACAAUCGAAGAUAAAAUUGCAGUUGAUGAUGACCUGACCACUCUGAAUGAUAUCGCUGGUUCUGCAUGGUUGGAGAAGCUGGGUCAGCCAGGACAUUACACUCUCUUUGCCCCCACCAAUGAAGCCUUUGAGAGUUUGGGCAGCGAAGUGUUGGAGAGACUUCAGGGUGACAAGGAGGUCCUGAAAUCUCUUCUUAACUUCCAUCUCCUGGACUCAGUCCAGUGCUCUGAGGCCAUCAUUGCUGGUAGCACUUAUGAGACUGUGGAGGGCAACAACAUUGAGAUUGGCUGCGAUGGUGAAAGUUUAACAGUCAACGGCAUCAAGAUGGUGCGCCAGAAGGACAUUGUCACCACCAAUGGUGUGAUCCACCUUAUUGACAAAGUGCUCAUGCCAGACUCAGCUAAGCAGGUGAUGGAACUGGUGGGAAGUUCCCAGUCAACCUUUGGUGACAUGGUGUCCGAGUUGGGCCUUUCUGCUGCCAUGAGAGCAGAUGCUGAGUACACUUUGCUCGCUCCCCUCAAUGUUGCCUUCAGUGAUGAAGUGAUGUCCAUGGAUCAGAGGCUGCUCAAGAUUAUCCUGGAAAGCCACAUCUUGAAGAAUAAGAUUGUCCUGGGGCAGUUGUACAAUGGCCAGAGACUGGAGACUAUUGGAGGAAAAUUCCUGAGGGUCUUCAUCUAUCGUACAGCAGUGUGCAUUGAGAAUGCCUGUCUGAUAAGAGGCAGUAAGGAAGGAAGCAAUGGGGCCAUUCAUCUCAUGAAGACUCUGUUGAAACCAGCGGAAAACUCUAUGUUUCAGAUCCUGACAGAAAAUGGAUCGUUCAAGAUCUUUUUGUCUCUGAUGGAAGCUGCUGGCUUGACUGACCUGUUGAAACAGGAGGGAGACUUCACUCUGUUUGCCCCAAGUGAUAAGGCUUUCGCUAGCUUGAGUGAAAGGGAUCUGACCUUGUUGAAGUCUGACGUAAAUGCUCUCAGAAACAUCCUUCUAUUUCACAUCAAUAAUGGUAUCUUCAUUGGUGGUGGUUUGGAGUCUGGGGUGACAAACCUUCUCAGGUCUCUUCAGGGCAGCAACCUCAAAGUGAUGUUUGCAAACAACACUAUGCAAGUGAAUUCUGUCCAAGUCCCUGAGUCUGAUAUCAUGGCCACAAAUGGAGUAAUUCAUUUCGUAAACCAAGUCUUGUAUCCUGCAGAUCUCCCUGUUGGAAGCCAGGAACUCCACAUGCUGUUGAGGAGGCUCAUCAGUUACAUUCAGAUCAAGUACAUUUCUGGAUUCAGAUAUCAGGAAAUCCCCCUAACAUUUCUGAAGAGGAUCAUUCAGAUCGUCGAGGAAGUUCCUGAUGUAACAAAAGUGACAAGGGUCAUUGAAAGUAAACCCACCCUCACCAAGGUUACCAGGGUCAUUGAAAGUAAACCCACCAUCACCAAGGUCACCAGAGUCAUUGAAGGUGCACCAGCCAUUACCAAAGUCACCAGAGUUGUCUCAGGUCCUCAGUAUUCAGUAAGCACUGGCAAUCUUGACAUCGAAGGAGCUGACGUUUCAAUUUCCCACGUUGAAGGGACUUCUAAUUUCGACCCUGAAAGCCUUACCAAAAUGAUCCAAGGCAAUUCAAGAAGAACCAGUCCCAGAAGAGUUUUAGCUGGCAACAGGAGGAGAGGAAGAGACUAAGCAUGGAUGGAUGUGAAUAUCAACAUUGUAAAGGCAGAAAGAGACACCAAACCCAGAGGUUGAAACUGGUAUUUCAGUACAGGGGAUACAUUACAAAUGUCAGUGAUUUUAAAUAUACUGUAAUAAGUAUGACUGACAAUAAUGAAACUAUUCUCAUAAACAAUUUAAUGGUGCUUUGAAUGUAUAUUAUGAGUGUGCAGUCUUUUUCAGUCUUUUUUAUGUAAACAUUGUUCAAAUGAACAUUUUGGCACGACUUUAAAGACAUGGAGAAAGUCAGGGUAGCAAUAAAGUUUGUUUUUUUAAAUCCAAGCCAUUAGUUCAGUAUAAAACAUUCAACGUUUAAACUGUCUUUGCUAGAGGUGAAGGUUUUAUUAGCUGUUUGGGAAGAUUUCUAAAUCUCUGCGUGAUAAAAAAGACGUCAGACUUUCAGAUUUGUUACAUACUUUUAAUUUCCUUGCUGUAACUUGUUUAAGAUUUCAUGUAAAUUGUCUGUCUUGUCUGUGCUUGUAUCAUGUGGAACAUCGUAUCCAGCUGCAGGUUUUCUCCUUUCUGUUUUUCAAACAGCUUCCAAUAAAGUGCAUCCUUUGAUAUAAAUAUGCCAUUUUGACAAGGAUAUCUGAGGUUGUUCUUUGGGGGACUUUCUAAUGAUUUGCAAGGUUUUUUUCUUAGGUUGACAUUUGUUCAGAGAGAGUCUGAAAAUGGCAAAUCUAAAUAUUGCUUUUUGUGUUUCCCAGUCUUUGAAUUAGACCGAGUCAUCCUUUUAAUAGGCCAGUCAUUUUUCUGUAUUUGUAAGCAGGAGCUUGGCAGUCCAUUUUUGGAAACAUUUUCAAAAGGACACUAUGUAAAAUAUAAAAUAAACUGUGUUAAAUGUG
Larimichthys crocea (large yellow croaker) is the source of this 3279-nucleotide messenger RNA. It is a transcript of the gene postnb, whose product is annotated as periostin, osteoblast specific factor b. Lineage: Eukaryota; Metazoa; Chordata; Actinopteri; Sciaenidae. The record is from RefSeq and is a predicted model, not a curated record. Gene Ontology annotation, biological process: cell adhesion; extracellular matrix organization. Gene Ontology annotation, molecular function: cell adhesion molecule binding. The coding region runs from base 41 to 2407 and encodes 788 amino acids. Gene Ontology annotation, cellular component: extracellular matrix. The transcript has 22 exons.